Chiloscyllium plagiosum (whitespotted bambooshark) is the source of this 1630-nucleotide messenger RNA. NCBI's taxonomy places the organism in Eukaryota, Metazoa, Chordata, Chondrichthyes, Orectolobiformes, Hemiscylliidae. The record is from RefSeq and is a predicted model, not a curated record.
UCGGUGCUUUGUGCUGAACUGUGUGACUGGAGCUGUGUGUUGGAUAUUGAGUGUGUUUAUUGGAAGCAUUUCCCUUUGAUUUCCAGGCUGAGGUUUGUUGAUGGUACAUUCCUGAAUAUGAGAAGGUGGAAUUAUCUGGGAGAAGGACUACAUCAUACUACAUCGGAGAAUACAGAGAGGAUAGACACCACAGAUAGAUCCUGACCAUCACCCAAAGAACAACUACACAACUAUGGAAAGACUUUCAGAUACUUCACAGUAUUGCUCAACACAGAGAAAGUUGUGCAGCGAAACCAUCAUCUGGGUCAGGGGACAUUUCAUCAGAUCUGAAACUGAUAGUGCUGUGAAGUGUUCCAUCAGAACCAACCUUUCUGAAGCUUCAGCUCUGCUGAUCAGUCAGAUUGAAUCUGGAAAAAAAUCUGAGUAUUUCCAAGUGUGGUGAGAGCUUCAGUUAUGCAUUGAGCCUCUUGAAGCACUGACUCAUUCUUGCAGGUGAGAGAUUGUUCCAGUGUGAGGUAUGUGAGAAAGCUUCUUCGGUCUUCAUGGAUACAAAUUUACAAGUGUGAACACAAGACCAGCAUAAUGGAAGAGAAAGCCUUCAAGUGUGAGGUGUGCAGUAGAGCCUUUGCACAUGCAUCAACGCUGGUGAAUCACAGACGCAUUCACACUGGUGAGAAACCAUUCAUGUGUGAGGUGUGUAAUCAGGGGUUUGCACAGUCCUCAGGCCUGGUGAAACAUCGGCGCAUUCACACAGGGGAGAAACCAUUCAUGUGUAACGUGUGCGACAAAUCAUUCUCACAGUCAUCAAAUCUCCGUGUGCACCAACACAUUCACACCGGCGAGAAACCGUUCAUGUGUAAGGUGUGCAACAAGUCAUUCUCUCGGUCAUCGCCCUUCCUCAUACAUCAAUACAUUCACACUGGAGAGAAACCAUUGACGUGCCAGGUGUGUGACAAAUCAUUUUCGUCUUCCUCGGAUCUACGCAUACAUCGACGCAGUCACACAGGGGAGAAGCCAUUCACAUGUGAGGUGUGCAAGAAAGCAUUCUCAUCAUCAUCGGAUCUCCGCAAGCACCAACGGGUUCACAGUGGACUGAAAACCUUUAUCUGUGAGCUCUGUGACAAAUCCUUCUUGGAAUCGUCGAACCUUCGCAAACACCAACGAAUCCACAGGGGGGAGAAACCAUUCAAUUGUAAGGUUUGUGACAAAUCAUUCUCGCAGUCAUCGAAUCUCCUGGUCCAUCAGAGGAUUCAUACAGGAGUGUAACGCUUCAUGUGGGAGAUGUGAAAUCCAGUAUUUUGGAUGUUAUUGAAUCUUCUCUGUCAGUAAGGGGAUCCACAGAGGGAGUAACGCUUUCUCUGUGAGGUUUGUACAGAAUGUCUGAUCGUGCUGUUGACCUUUCUGGGGUAUCACAGGAAAAGCACAGGGGAGAAACUGUUGAAUUGUGACAUUUGUGGAAAAAUACUUCCACUCAUUCUUCCAAUUUCUUGAAGUGACAAUGGAUCCAUGCUGAUGAGAAACUAUUUCAGUGAAAGUGUGUGACAAGACGCUCACAGUCAGUGUAAUCCCUGGUCUACCAGUGCGCUCAGGGAUGGGAGAAACCAUGUUUGUGUGAGCUCUGUAAUGAAUA